GUCUCGAGACCAAUGCAUCUGAGGGGAUCCUAAACAAAAACACGCUAUUUAUUAUUUACUGCGAUCAAAAAUUCAAUUUACUGACCACAAGACGCGUGGGAUCGGAUAUCUGAGGGGAAUAACGGAAACAUCCCAUCUGACAUUACGGAUUUAAAGAUGAGGAAAUAUUUCCAUCUCAAGAAGCUCGACUGUCAGGAUUAGCGAAUGAAAGAAAGUGAAAAGAAAAUACGAGUUUUGCUUCGAGGUGUUCUCGUUAAGAGCACGUUUUUUGGGGAAGACUUGUUAAGUUUGUGUGAAGGGAAACUCCGUGGACGCGCUCCGGGCUGAUAUGGAGAGGAUGCGCGCGCUCGGGGGAAGUUUAUUUCUCCAGAUGUUUGAACAAAACACCUCGUUGGCUGGAUUAUGACAUGACGACUCAAAGCAUUUUAUGAAGUAAAUAAAGUAUUUAUGAACGGAUCCGCUACAGUAAAGCGGGAAUACGCGAAGGAGAGAGAGCGCUGUGCGCGCGCGCGCGUAAUGGACACGUAACAUCAAGAUUUCAGCACACAGGCUUUAACUGGCGUAGCGAUGAUUGCGACUGGAGGCGUGAUCACAGGGCUUGCUGCGUUGAAGAGACAAGACUCCUCUCGUUCUCAGUUUCAUCUGGCCUCUCAGAGCCCGGCGCCUGCAGCCCAGAAGAAAGCAUGCAAGCGUAAACCUCGAUCCGAUGUGGUGGUGGUGAGAGGGAAGAUCCGGCUGUACUCGGCUUCAGGUUUCUUCCUGGUUUUGGGAGUCCUGAUUCUCAUGGCAGGCAUCGCCAUGGCCGUUUUAGGAUACUGGCCUCACAAAGACCACCUGAAGACACCCGAAAACAAGGUCUACACCAACGACACUCAAGCAGUGAGAGGACAGGUGGGCUCUCUGGCACAGUUCUUUGAAAAACAUCUACAUUCGGAGAAGAUGAAAAUGUUGGGUCCGUUCACCAUGGGCAUCGGGAUUUUUAUCUUCAUCUGCGCCAAUGCCAUACUCCACGAGAAUAGAGAUCGCGAGACAAAGAUUAUCCACAUGAGAGACAUGUACUCAACCGUCAUAGACAUUCACAGCCUGAGGAUCAAAGAGCAGAAGUGUGCCAACGGGACUUACGGGGGUCCCUACGGGGACACGGAGAUCCGUUCGUUCGCUCAGGACAGUCAGUUUGCCUCGCGACUUGCGGCUAACACGCUGAUGUCCUUCUCUCACAGGACCAACUCGGCUGAAGACGAGGAAGGUUUGAUGAGCGAGGCUAAAGGAGGCUUAAACCUGCUGUCGCCCACCUACAAGAAUCGUUCUGAAUCCAUUUUUGGGUUCCAGUCUGAAGGCGGCCGUCAGUGUGGCAGUGCGCUGAAGAAAUGCCAGACGCGCUCCAUCGUCUCCUCCUCCAUCAGCGCCUUCACGCUGCCCGUCAUCAAACUCAACAACUGUGUCAUCGAUGAGCCUGACAUCGACAGCAUCACAGAGGACCUGGAGCUGAACAGGGACGUCUCCGGACCUCAGUCUAUGGAAUCAUUAACUGUCCCUGUACCAGAUAUCGCCAAAGCUUUUAAACCACCCGGGGCCCAUCUGCUCCGGAGCAACUCCGCCACAGAAUCUUACAGCUCUGCGACUUCACAUUCGUCGCUGUCACCCGGAUCCAGCAGCGGUAGAUUCCUGUCACCCGGAGCAGCACGUAAAGGCUUUGGCUCCAAUAGCUCGCUCCACAUGUUCUCGGCUCAUUCCAAAUCUCUGGAUCUAGAGCGAGGGGCCGCCAUGCUCACCGUCCAGCCCGAGCAGAGGAAACACCCCAGCUGGCCUCGACUGGACCGCAGCAACAGUAAAGGAUACACUAAACUAGAAGACAGAGAUGACCCCAUGGACAGACUCAUAGUGCCCCCGGUGGCCGUGAAGAGGGAUUACACGAAAAAAGAGAAGCUUCUUAUGAUCUCUAGAUCGCACAAUAACUUGAGUUCUGAGCACGAUGAGUUUAUGAGCAACAGUCUGAAGAGAGGCACCUCAGAGACCAGAUUUUAACAUCUGAAAAGUUUAACGGUUGCGGACGCUGACUUUGAUACACAUGUGCGUGUGCGUUUCUUUAUGAAAUGACAAUGUGAACACGCUGAUAAAAAUCAUGAACUGAAAACUUCAACAAUUUCAGAAUAAUGACAUUUUUUAUAUUCCCCACAAAACAAUAAGAAAGUGAGCAGUGAUGAUGAACAGAAGCAUUGGUGCAUAGCAACACUUCAGGAGCAGAUUGAUGAAACAUGUGUAAAUGUGUUUGUGUUGUGUUUGUUCACAUUCACACAGGAGCAGUUAUCUGUUCUGAGUUCAGCUCGUGUGUAGUUUUACCACAGGGACUAGAAUUAUUUAUUGUUUAAUAGACACAGUUGAUAUUUUUGAAGACGACCUUUCAAUGUUUAGUUGAUUUGUUCCUUAGAAUAAACCAAACUUUACACAUAA
This is a messenger RNA of Triplophysa dalaica, 2451 nucleotides long. It is a transcript of the gene tmem200a, whose product is annotated as transmembrane protein 200A. The record is from RefSeq and is a predicted model, not a curated record. The transcript is spliced from 2 exons. NCBI's taxonomy places the organism in Eukaryota, Metazoa, Chordata, Actinopteri, Cypriniformes, Nemacheilidae. The coding region runs from base 568 to 2025 and encodes 485 amino acids.